Molecule: messenger RNA, 2877 nt
Organism: Tetrahymena thermophila SB210
Lineage: Eukaryota; Ciliophora; Oligohymenophorea; Hymenostomatida; Tetrahymenidae
Product: Serine/Threonine kinase domain protein
Exons: 1
Biological process (GO): protein phosphorylation; intracellular signal transduction
Cellular component (GO): cytoplasm
Molecular function (GO): protein serine/threonine kinase activity; ATP binding
Source: RefSeq, a predicted model, not a curated record
AUGAGUGCAGAAUCUUCAUAAUAUGGCACUUCAAAUGUUAAGAAAAAAAAGAUUUUAAAUGAUGUUAUUAAUGAGCCAGCGAAUUCGAAUUCUGAAGAGUCAGAAGAAUCUUUUGAUUAAAAUAAUGAUUAUGUCGUUGAGUAUGAUGAUAAAUAAUUUUAAGGUCAAGGUUUUGGCAACAAGAAUAUAAGAAAUUUAUAAGGGUUAGGAAAUUAAAAGAUUAUUUUUAAUAGCUUGUAAGAUGAGCAUCAUUCAAACAUAAAACCUGGUAUUUAGCAAAUAAAUUAUGGUUAAAUAGAAUAAAGUAAUAAAAUUAGAAAUUAUAGUAUUGGUGUUACUAAUAGCUCUUAAAAUAAACAUUAUACAUCAUUUCAAAACAAUAAAAUAAGCCCAUAAUUAGUCAGCUAGUAGAAUUAAUUGAGAGCGCCUGUAGCAGACUUGUUAGGAGGCAGUGCAGAUAGAAAGCAAAGAAAAUUUUCAGAAAAUAUUUUACCAUUAUAAGAUAAUAUGUAUGACCAGUAAUAUAAUUAAAUGGAUAGCUAGUUUAUAGAGUGCAUAUAUAACUAGCAAAGAUAAAGAUUUUAAGUUAAGGAAACGAGUGAGAUAAAAGAAGGACGAGACACUAUUGGUAAAAAAACAAUAAAUGAAUACAGAUUUAUCAAAAAGUUGGGACAAGGCACUUUUGCAAAAGUUAAAUUAGCUAUUUCUUCAACGACUCAAAAGCAGUACGCCAUUAAAAUAUUUUAUAGAUCAUAAUUGUUGAAAAAGACUUACACAGUAAUUAACAGCGAGGGUAAACAAGUAAUAAAGAAUGCAUUCUAGAAUUUAAUGAGAGAAAUUUCGAUUAUGAAGUUAAUCUGGCAUCCUAAUGCAAUUAAACUUUAUGAAAUUAUUCAAAACAGAUAGAAUGAUAAGAUAUAUUUAGUGAUGGAAUAUGCAUCCUAAGGAUAACUCAUGGACUGGGAUUCUAAAAUGAAUAUAUUUACACGUAAUAAUUACCUGUUUGCUACUAAUUUAACAUCUCCUAGGUCUGAGUUUUCAUUACUAAAUUCUUAAUAAUCAAACCAUCAAACAUAUUUACAAAGCCCCUCGCUCAUUAGUAUUCCUUAGCAACAAAGCAUUUCUUAAUAUCAAAAGGCAUGCUUAGAUAUUAAGAGUAAUAUUGAUGAAGAAGAUUCUGUAGAUGAAGAAUAAAUUAGAAUGAUAUUUAGGUAAUGCGUAAAAGGUUUGUCUUAUCUUCACUCAAAUAAUAUAAUUCAUAGGGAUAUUAAACCUUAAAACAUACUGAUAUCUAAGUGUGGAAUGGUGAAACUCAGUGAUUUUGGUAUUUCUACUAUUGUAGGAGAUGAAGAAGAGAAUUUAUAAAAUUAAGAUGGUACAUAUCAUUUCUAACCUCCUGAGUUUUUUGCAAAAGAGGUUAAGACUCAAAAUAACUCUAAUUAUUCUUUUCUCCCUGGAACAUUUAAUCCUCUGAGAAAAAGUAAAAAUGGAAAGGAGCAAGCAUAAAAAAUAGCUUAUCGGAUAGAAAGAAUUUGUAGGCUUAAAUAAGCUGAUGUUUGGGCAUUAGGUGUAACCCUAUACGCUUUAGUUUAUAAGAGGUUGCCUUUUUAUCACAAUAACUUAUAACAACUAUUUCACCUUAUAGAAAAGGGGAAUCUUGUUUUUCCAAGUAAACCAAAAAUAUCACCAGGACUUUAAAACCUAAUUCAAGGAAUGCUUGAAAAGGAUUUUGAGAAGCGACUAACACUUGAGGAUAUCUAAAAGAAUUUUUGGGUAAAUUAGAAUGAAACGGACUUACAAACAGAAAUAAAAUAAAGUUAGCGUAGGUAAUAAGCUAGCUAAUUUUAGCUUUCAAAUUCAUAAAAAUAGUCACCACAAUUGAUGUCUAGUUUAGCUUCCCUUAGUACAUAGAAUUCAAACAAUUUAUAGCUCUCAAACAAAAUUAAAUUUACAUUAAAAAAAAUCAAAGCUAUCUGCACUUGUAAAGCUUUGUUUGUGCGUUUUAGACAUUUACAUAGUAUUAGCUCUCCGAUAAUAAAGUCUGAUUUAAAAAAUAUAUCUCCAAAUAAAAUAAAAAAAUUUAAGUAAGCAUUACUAACAGACGAGAAAGGAGAAAAUCAGUCAGCUCUCUCAACUAAUUGCUAUCCUCCUUCUAUUUCUCUUCUAGAUUAAGCUAAUUUGUAAUAAAAUUAGAAAAAUAGUUAGCUUAUGAGAUAAGAUGAGCAAAAAUAACAAAAUGGAACAAGGAACAAAGAAUACACAAACAACAAAAGUCAAAAUUCAAUAAUUUCUUAAUCAAAUAAUAGUAAUUAGCAUAAUAAUAAUGGAUAAAACUCACAAAAUGUAUACAAUUUUAGAAAAAAAGAAUUAGCUUAAAACAUGCAAAUUUAGACAAAUCAACAAAUAUCAUUUAAAUAAAAGAAUGAAUAGAAUUAAGAAUAUUUUUUAAACGAUGAUGAAAAUAAAUCUAAUAAUGAAAAUGGUAAUACAUAUCCUUCAAAAAUAUUACAGUUUUAAUCGAAGGCUAGUUUAAAUGAUGAUUCUUUACUUGAAGAAAGUGAUGUUAUCAACACCCUACCUUCAUUCAAUCAAAAAUAAGUUAAACUUAUCACUCAAAUAGACUUUGAAAACUCUUUAGAAAAGAAUUGUUAAUCCCCAUUAAUCCUUGAAGAACUUCGUUUUAAACACUAUCCUAAAUCUGAAAUAGUUAGUUAUUAAAAAAAAAUGUUAAUCAAUUAAGAUGUUCAUCCCUUUUCAGAAGAAAAUCUACAAUCAAUUGAUAAUGACACUCAAGUAAAUAAUUCUCUGUACGAAGCUUCAGAAAAAAUUAAAGUCCCACACUUCAACACAUCUACACUUAUCGAAAAAUCUGAUUGA